This is a messenger RNA of Oryza brachyantha (malo sina), 873 nucleotides long. RefSeq lists its product as uncharacterized. Lineage: Eukaryota; Viridiplantae; Streptophyta; Magnoliopsida; Poales; Poaceae. The coding region runs from base 1 to 873 and encodes 290 amino acids. The transcript has a single exon. The record is from RefSeq and is a predicted model, not a curated record.
AUGGCGACGGCGUGGGUGCGCUCUCUGAGCUGCAGGUCGUACGGCGUGGCCGACGCGGUCGUGGCGCCGUCGCCGAGCAAGAAGGCGCAGUCGCCGCCGACGCCGAUGCUGCCGGCGGUGUCGUGCGCGGCUGCGGAGGACGUGAGGGACUCCGUGGCGUUCCUGCGGCACGGGGCGGCCAAGAAGGCGAGGAGGGAGAGGAGGAGGGCGCCCGAGGAGCGGCCGCGCCGGGAGGUGGGGCCGAGGCCGAAGAAGAAGCCGAAGCAGGUGACCGCGGGGGCGUUCAUGCCGUCGCCCGCGGCCGCCGCGGCGGCGCCUGUCAGCUCGGCGUUCCUGACGAUGGCGGAGCUUCCCGUGGGGCACUCGUCGCGGCGGGUGGUGGAGCUCAUCUUCUCGUCCGGGUGGGGGGUGUCGUCGGCGGCGCCGGAGCCGGCGGUGGAGGCGAUGUUCCGUGUGCACAGCGCGGCGCGGGCGGUGGCGCGGUUCGAGGAGGCCAGGGCGGCCGCGCGCGCGCACGGCGCGGCGGCGCGGUGCGGCGCCGACGGCAACGAGAUGAUGCGGUUCCAGUGCCGCGCCGCCGCGGGGCCCGGCGGGGUGUUCGGCGCCGGCGUCGCCACCUGCCGCCUCGGCGCCACCGACACCGCGGUGCGCACCUUCGCCGGGAGCGGCGCGGCGCACUCCAGCGCCGGCGCCGGCCCCGGCCGCAGGGCGAUGCUGGUGUGCCGCGUCAUCGCCGGGCGCGUCCGGCCGGCGCACGACCAUUCCCGCCACCACGCCUCGGAUUACGACUCCGUCGACAUGGGCAACGGCGAGCUCGUCGUCCUCGACAGCCGCGCCGUCCUUCCAUGCUUCCUCAUCAUCUACAAGGUCUAG